This is a messenger RNA of Stegostoma tigrinum, 3302 nucleotides long. It is a transcript of the gene banp, whose product is annotated as BTG3 associated nuclear protein. Gene Ontology annotation, molecular function: DNA binding. Bases 985 to 2592 code for a protein of 535 amino acids. The transcript has 14 exons. Gene Ontology annotation, biological process: negative regulation of protein catabolic process; protein localization to nucleus. Lineage: Eukaryota; Metazoa; Chordata; Chondrichthyes; Orectolobiformes; Stegostomatidae. The record is from RefSeq and is a predicted model, not a curated record.
UUCUCCAGCCUCUGCAGUUCCUACUAUUUCUAUAGCAAUCCUGGCCUGCUGUGUUCUUCCAGCCUCCUGCUUGUCUACCUAUAGCAAUCCAGAGUAUACGAAUUAUUGUUCAAAUGUACUAAUUUUGCCAGUCGGGUACGCAGUAAUUUAAAAUGCAGGAAUGUUGCCCCCCAACUCGCAAAUGACAAAUGAACACACGGGGUGGCUGACGGUAUUCAUCUGUGAGCAACAAAGUGUUUUCAACUGCACUCCAGAAAAACAAAACUGCUUCUGAUCGAAAUUCUAGUUUGCUGCUUUUCAGACUCUUGACGGAGAGAAUGCGAAGAUUUUAAAAAAUGAAAAAUACCAUAUUUGGUUGUAAAUAUUCAUUUUAAAUGGUACUGCUUUCUCCCUUGUGUCCUUUGUCGAGAAGUUGCCAACGCAAUGCGCGAUUAAAACCAACGGAAUAAAACGACUAACGUCAAUUUUCACCUGUUGAACGUGUCAACUGGAAUCCAGACCUUUUUUGUUGUUUUAGUGCUGAUGUUUUCUGAUCCUCCUGUUGUUUUCCAGGUGCCAAUUUAUAAAUUGCAGAGAUCGAGGAUAGAUCAAUAAAACUGUCUUUUCUACACGAAAUAACAAAAACCGAUAUCGUUAGGGCCUUAAAGACAUGGUUUUGGCUAAGGACUGCAUAUUUGUAGACCCUGGCUUUCCUCCCACCUCCUCGCUGGUGGCAGUUACUGAACCGCCGAGUAAACGGGAAGAACGGCUGCGCGAGGCAGCAAUUCAGCCGCCCGCGCGCUCCACCGCCGCCAUCUUGUAAUCCCCGACGCUGCCGUUUGGGGUGUUGGAAGGAUUCUCUCGCGAGGAAGGACGCCAUUAUCGGAUUUUAACAAACAAGAAACGAGAACUGAACGAUGUGAUAAAUCUGCCCUGCUUGAUGAAGGAAUAUUUUAAGGCAGCAGUGGGGUUUCAGAGUGGAGGUCAAUUCUGCAUUGUAACUAGAUGAUGUCAGAACACAAUUUGACUGAUGUGGUUCAAAUUGCAGUUGAUGACCUAACACAAGAUCAAGCAGGGGUUUUGGACAAUCAUCAGUCUGAGGAUGGGAUUGAACAACCAGCUGUUAAACGUCAAAGAGUAGACAUCGCAAAUGGGCAGUCAAUCCAAGAUUCUACAGUAAAGUCUAUUCUUUUUGACAUUAAUCAAGCCAUUUGUUUGCGUCUUGAUAGUAUUGAAGCCAAAAUUCAGGCUGUGGAAGCCACUUGCAAAGCAAUUGAAGAGAAAAUAGACUUGGUUUUUAAUAAACAAAAUAGUCCUAUCCAGGUCCCUAUGGUGGCAGGAUCUCCUCUAGGUGCAACACAGACGUGGAAUAAAGUUCGCAGUACAGUACCGCAAACCACUGUCAUAUUAAACAGUGAUCGACAGAAUCCAAUUGGUUCCAAAGUUGCUGGACAAGAAGAACCUUUAGCCAGAGGAACAGACACCCUGGACAAUAUUCUCAGCAAUUCAGUGCCAGGGAGGAGACAAAACACAAUAAUUGUGAAGGUUCCUGGCCAUGAAGAUAGCCAUACUGAAGAUGUUGAGAGUGGAUCUGAAACAAGUGACACCGUUUCAAAUAGUGGUCAAUCAGGUGGUCAGAACUUGGCCCCAAAUGUUACACUCAUUACAUUGAAUUCUGAAGAGGAUUUCCCCAAUGGAACCUGGCUUGGAGAUGAGAAUAACCCUGAGAUGCGGGUUAGGUGUCCUAUCACUCCUGCUGAUAUGCUACAUAUUGCCACAAAUUGCAGAACAGCUGAAAAAAUGGCAUUGACACUAUUGGACUACUUAUUCCAUCGUGAGAUUCAAGCUGUAUCCAAUCUGUCAGGGCAGGGAAAACAUGGCAAAAAGCAGCUGGAUCCUUUAAUGAUCUAUGGAAUUCGAUGUCACCUUUUCCAUAAAUUUGGAAUCACUGAAUCAGACUGGUACAGAAUAAAACAGAGCAUAGAUUCUAAAUGUCGAACAGCUUGGCACAGAAAGCAGCGUGGACAAAGCUUGGCAGUGAAAGGUUUUGCCCGAAGGACACCUUCGUCUUCAGUCAUGAGUGGAACAGGUGGAAUGCAAGGAUCAGUGUCAUCUUCUGGAGAUUUACAGCAGAAUCAGGCACAGACACUUCACUAUGCAUUAGCAAAUGCUCAGCAGGUUCAUAUUCAUCGUAUAGGGGAGGAUGGACAAGUUCAACAAGUAGCUGUACAGGGCCACCUGCAUAUUGCACAGGUACCACAGGGAGAACAAGUGCAAAUUACUCAAGAUAGUGAGGGCAAUCUCCAAAUACACCAGGUCCAUGUUAGCCAAGAUGGCCAGGUACUGCAAGGUGCACAGUUAAUUGCAGUGGCUUCUGCUGAACAUCCAUCCAGUGGAGUAGAUGGAUCACCUCUCCAGGGAAGUGAUAUCCAGGUGCAGUAUGUACAGCUUGCACCAGUAACAGAUCACAACGCAGCAUCUCAAGGCACUGAAAGUCUUGCAGCCACAAUUCAGCCUGAAAUGCAAAUUGAACAUGGAGCGAUCCAGAUUCAACAAGGAGAGAAUGGAGAAGUUGUUCAAAUUCAAAUGCCAGUCAAUACUGUCAGCAGUUAAAACCAAAUGAACUUAGCUUUCAUCGCAUAGAGAGAAAACAAGAUUGUGCAGUGCAAGCAAUGGACAAGUUGCAGAUGCACAUUAUUGUAGCAAAGCCUGAAUCUCCUCACAUUACAAAAGAAUAAAUUAUUCAGCAAACAAAAAAGACUUGAAAUCAUUUGAAGAAUUUGUUUCCUAUUUCAAACUAACUAUUGUGGACAUUGGGAUCAACUGUUAACCAUGUGUGAAACAAGAAAAAUACAUAUCUGUGCAACAACCUAUUAGCUUUUAUUAUUCAUUGUAAUUUUAUAGGGUCUUGUUUUGUCUUAAUUGCUACUGAACUGUUUUGGUUUGAAUAUGAAUUACACAGAUGCUUUGAAGAAAUGUAUUUAUGACUCAUAUACAUUAUAUCUAGAAUUCAGGGAAUUUAUUUUUUCAUUUAUUAUUUGCAGCUGGAAACCCUUAAGUGGCAAAAGCAGUAAAGCUUUUUUUUGUAACUAAUUUUAGGAAGAAGAUAUGCCAGUCAAUUGAGGAGAUUUGUUGCAAUUAUUAUGAAAAGAGUGAAGUACCACAAGUCCUUUCAGCGUGAAGUGAAUUAACAUUUUACUGCUUAGUUUAGGUACAGCAAUAUGGUGUUAUUUUUAACUUGCAUCAUAAAGGAAACACUCAGUUGCAGUCUUGAUAAAGACUUGUCUGCUACAGAAAUGUUCUUGUAAAGAGCUUAUUAAAUC